CAAGAGGGCCAAGUUGGCCAAUGAAGAUCUCCCCUGUAACCUAAUCCAUCUUUUAUUCUUUACAAUUUUUUUUUGUUUCUAAUUCAAUUCGCUCUCAUCAAUCGUUGACUCCAAAUCCCCAAUCCACACGCUCCCUCAUAUUUAGGGUUUUUGUUUUCACUCCAAAAAUUCCAUCAUUUCAAACCCUUAAUCGUUUUCACUCAAAAAGAUUCCAAGAAACAUUCAAAUCUUACGCAACUUUUCUCCAAUUUCAUAACUCAAAAGUCAAUCCCCCCAAAUUCCCUUUUGCACCCACCAUAAUAAGUGCUUUUAGAACCCUAAUUUACCUCACAAUCAGAGAUCGUACGGAGUUUGAACUCGAUUUCAUCCACAGGUGUGUUCGUUUUCUUGAUUAUUAACUGUUUUAGGGUUUGAUUGAGAUUGUUAGGGUUUAGGGUUUGGUAAUUUGGGGAAAAGAUUUGAUUUUUAGGUCAAAAGUGGAUGAUUCUGAUUGUUCAAGAUUGUUAGGGUUUAGGGUUUGGUGAUUUGGGGAAAAAAGAUUUGAUUUUUAGGUUAAAAAUGGGUGAUUCUGAUUAUUUAGGGUUUGGUGAUUUGGAGAAAAGGUUUGAUUUUUAGGCUAACAAUGGAUAAUUCUGAUCAUUCGACUGUUCGAGAUUGUUAGGGUUUAGGGUUUGCUAAUUCGGAGAAAAAAGGUUCGAUUUUUAGGUUAAAUGGAUAAUUCAGAUUACUCGAGGAAUCGGGGGAAUGAUUAUCUGGGUGUGAACAAGAUUGGGAAGAAUAUAAGAAAGAGUCCUUUACACCAACCGAAUUUCGCUAAUCCGGCUAGACAACAACCGCAGCCUCAAGUGUACAAUAUUAACAAGAAUGAUUUUCAGAGUAUUGUUCAACAGCUUACGGGUUCACCUUCACGACAGUCUCAGGAACCGGUUCCUAGACCGCCACAUAACUCGCCUAGACCGCCUAGUAUGCGGUUGCAGAGGAACCGUCCGUCACCGUUAACACCGUUGAACGUAAGUAGACCGCGAAUGGCCGUUCAUCAUAUGCCACCGCAGGAACAGAUGCCCCCUCAACGCCCGAUAAAUGGUGCAGUUCAUGGUGCUUAUAAUGGUGGUAGUAAUCUUGCUAGGCCGCCUUAUAACAGUCAGCAACGGCCACCACCGCCGGCUAUGGCGGCACCACCGGGUUCUGGUGAUCAUACGGGGUGGUCGAACACUGCGGAGUCUCCUAUCUCUGCGUAUAUGCGGUACCUUCAGCAUUCGAUAAUCGAUUCAACACAAGGACCGCCUCAGCCGCAAGCUAAUCCUCAGUAUAAUCAAAAUCAUCAAGGUCAAUCCCAAAUGCAAAGUCAACCGCAUCAGCAACCGCAACAUCAGCAACAGUCGUCGGGAUUGAUACCUUACCCGCUCGCGCCGUCACUUCCGUCUCCUCGUAUGAACGGUCCACCACCUCUUCCGUCACAUCGGAUGAACGGCGGCCCGGGUCCACCUCUUCCACCGCUUCCGUCACCAAGAAUGAAUGGCCCACCUCCGCCAUUACCAUCACCAAGAAUGAACGGCCCACCUCCGCCAUUACAUUCACCAAGAAUGAACGGCCCACCACCGCCGCUGUUACCGCCAUUACCAUCACCAACGUCUCAGUUUCUUCUGCCGUCACCUACCGGUUACCUAAACUUAUUAUCGCCUCGAUCACCGUACCCGUUACUUUCUCCCGGAUACCAGCAUCCGCCACCGUUGACGCCAAAUUUUUCGUUUUCACCGAUGACGCAACCGGGAAUGUUCGGUUCCGGACCGCAACCGCCACCUUCGCCCGGGAUGGGGUUUCCGUCACCAGGGUUUUUCUCGAUUUCAAGUCCGAGAUGGAGGGAUUAGACGGAUAACGGCAGAAAGACGCUAACUUUGUAUGGAUUCAUCGCUGCAGCAGUACCUUAACAUAAGGUAAAUUGGCGGUAAAAUAGUCUGUUGGAAGCUGUUUUGUUUUUCUGUUUAUACACUUUGAAUGGUUGUUUAGACUAUAUAGUUGGUAAUACUGAUGAUCCGUUUAUUUCUUGAAAAAUUUUACAUUAGGUGGUUGACCAGAAAAUGCAGGUUGAGUCAACAUUAAAUUUAUUUCAGUUUGUAGACUUGUUGCAAGAUACGUUUAUGGUUAUUGGAAUUUGUUCUUUUUAUGUGAUGCCUAA
Helianthus annuus (common sunflower) is the source of this 2176-nucleotide messenger RNA. RefSeq names its product protein HAIKU1. The transcript has a single exon. NCBI's taxonomy places the organism in Eukaryota, Viridiplantae, Streptophyta, Magnoliopsida, Asterales, Asteraceae. The record is from RefSeq and is a predicted model, not a curated record. The coding region runs from base 711 to 1868 and encodes 385 amino acids.